Messenger RNA from Cryptomeria japonica (Japanese cedar), 2105 nucleotides. RefSeq names its product UDP-glucosyltransferase 29-like. NCBI's taxonomy places the organism in Eukaryota, Viridiplantae, Streptophyta, Pinopsida, Cupressales, Cupressaceae. The coding region runs from base 235 to 1668 and encodes 477 amino acids. The transcript has a single exon. Gene Ontology annotation, molecular function: UDP-glycosyltransferase activity. The record is from RefSeq and is a predicted model, not a curated record.
CCCUGUGGUUAUAUUCUUUUCAACAUACUGAAAGUUCUCUGCAAAAUAAAUUUAGGCUAAAGACAAGCACAACAAACAAUGGAAUCCUGAUCAUGGUGUUUGGUAGUUGACAGCAUUGUAGUAUAAUACUUGUUUUUAUAAAUUUCUUAAAACAAUUAAGAUUUCUUUAGGAGAGGUUGGUAGACUUCGAUUGGAUUUUAAACAGAGAGUAGCAAGCUUUGCUUAUCCUUGACAAUGGAGAAUGACAAACAGAUUCACAUUGCCAUGUUCCCAUGGCUUGCCCACGGUCAUAUCUCUCCAUACUUAGAGCUAUCAAACAGACUUGUUCAUGCCGGUCUUAAAGUUUCACUAAUCUCAACUGGUCUCAACAUUUCAAGAAUAAGAGAAAGUGCAGACAAAUUAGUGCAGCUGGUGGCGAUACCUUUGCCGGCAAUUGAAGGGCUGCCUGGCGAGAUAGAGAACACUGCCGACCUCCCCUUGGAUUUGAUGCCUCUGUUCGAAAAAGCAAUGGACGGAUUGGAGAAGCCCUUCCAGCAAAUCAUCCGUCAAAUUCGCCCAAAUUGCGUGGUCUUCGAUUUUUUCCAGUGGUGGACUCCAAGAGCAGUGGCUGCCGCCCAAUUUGGAACACCCACCAUAUUUUUCCAGACCUGUGGGGCAGCCUUUUCCGGCUAUUCAAUCCAUCCGGCCUGGCGCGGCCAUGGCAAAGAAAUCACAGCCCACGAUCUCACAAUACCCCCGCCAGAUUACCCAUCCUCUGUAAUCUCAUGGAAGCUGUUCGAAGCAGAGACCGUAAUUGGGUGCUAUAAGCCGCAGAAUCCAGGGGGAAUAAGCUUUCUGGAGCGGGGUCUCAAAUGUUAUGAAGAUUGCACGGCAAUGGCCAUUAAAACGUGCGAUGAGAUAGAGGGGAGCUUUGUAGAGUAUUUGCAGAAAAAAGUGGUGUGUAAGCGGGUUGUUCCAGUCGGCCCUCUGGUAGCCCUAAUUGCCCAAUCUAAAAUUAGGGCAUCUGCGUGUUUAGCUUGGCUGGAAAAGCAGGCACCUUGCUCGGUUGUUUAUGUGGCUUUCGGAAGCCACAGUUUUCUGUCAUCAGAUCAGGUGAAAGAAAUAGCAUUAGGGUUGGAGAGCAGCUGCCUGUCGUUUCUUUGGGCCCUGCGCCUGCCUCAUGGAAGGGCGAUGAAGGAUGUUCUGCCAGAGGGUUUCAAGGACCGCGUUGAGGGGCGAGGGUUUGUGACAGGAGAUUGGGUAGCACAGAGGGAGAUUUUAUCCCAUCCCUCCACAGGGGCGUUUCUCACUCACUGUGGGUGGAACUCUGUAAUGGAGGGCUUGAGCUGUGGAUUGCCUUUCAUUGCAUUGCCCAUCAUGUUGGAUCAGGCCAUCAAUGCCCGCCUCCUCUGUGAGCACUUGCUAGUGGGUUUUGAUGUGGGAAGAACAGAAGAUGGGUCUCUCUGCAGAGAAGAAAUCUGCAGAGCUGCAAGGAUGGUGAUGGACGAGGAACAGGGAAGGGAUUUUAGACUCAAUGCUCGUCAAAUGGGAGAAGUGUUCAGGUUUAAAAUUGUAGGGAGCGAGGAGGGGAUUCCGUUACAAGAGUUGUAUAUCAACAACUUUAUUGCCCUCCUGCUGCAGCUUACGGGUAACUCUCAGAUUGCAUCACCCUCUCAAACAACAGAGUGACUAUACUGGUUAGAGAUGGAAGAAUGAAAUGAACGAAUGGAUGAGUUUUAAUGACGUUCAGCUGUUUAAGGGAUCAAGAAACACAUCUUAAGUUAUAUUUAGGUUUUUUUAAAAAAAACUUUUUAAUUAUGAAUCAUUAUCAGGAAACUAGUAGUAUUGUGAAGCCUUGCUUCUUCAAAAAGACACUGGUUUAGACAACCAUUUUUCAAGUUGCUUUCAUAUUGAUUAUGGAUAUCUUGGUAGGCAGCACAUUAAAAAAUGAAGUGAGCCUGUUUAUCAUAUGUAUGGAUAUUUGUUAAGUGAAAGUGGUUUGGUGUAUUGACUAGCACUUGAACAAGGAAGGGGGCACAAUGAAUGAAAGAUUUAAAGAUAUUAAUGGUGUUCACAAGAUUAAAGACUAAAUAUUUUAUGGGACAUGAAAAAAUAUUCUUAAUUUA